AUGCACGUCAACGCUGCCCUUGUCGUCCUAGCGGCGAGCUGCCCCCUCGCUUUUGCCGCCCCGGCGGGGAGCGUUGCGCCUGGCCGAGGCUCCCUCCGUCUUGUCAAGACGUCGGAGCAGGACCCGGGCCAGUGGGUUGACGAGAAGGACUUUUGGAGCAAGUUUACCUCCAAAGGCAUCACAUUUAUCGACAUCACUGACGUCGAGGACAAGGAAGUUCUCGCGGUCCUGUCUGGCCAGACGGGAUCGGCAUCGCUGGCGAAGAUUGCCGCGACGUACCCGAGUGGACCGCAGCAUGUCGAGGAGGCGAACAAGCUCAUUUCACAGUCCAACACAAAUGGGCCUCAGAGCUGGCUGAAGUCCUUGACCAGCUUUCACACUCGUCACUACCAGUCGUCGACGGGCUUGGAAGCGUCAAACUGGCUGUUUGAUCAAGUCAAGAAGACGGCCGCGGCCAACUCCGCAAUCACGGUGAAGCAGUUCAAGCAUCGCUUUAAUCAACCCUCCAUCAUUGCGCAGCUGCCCGGCGAGUCGUCCAACCUCGUGAUUGUCGGCGCGCACAUGGACUCGACCGUUGGGUCGCCCAGCGCGCGCUCCCCCGGCGCCGACGACAACGGGUCUGGCUCCGUCACCAUCCUCGAGGCGCUGCGCGUCAUCGCCAGCAGCGGCAUCAAGCCCAAGAACACGCUCGAGUUCCACUGGUACGCGGGCGAGGAGGGCGGGCUCCUGGGCUCCAAGGAGGUGUACGCCAACUACAAGCAGACGGGCAAAAAGGUCACCGCGUUCCUCAACCAGGACAUGACGGGGUACUCCCCGAACAAGAGGCCGGCCGUCUUCACCGACAACGUGGACGUGCCGCUGACGACGUACGUGCGUACGAUUGUCAAGCAGUACACGGGCCUUGAGCCGUCUACGUCGCGGUGCGGCUACGGCUGCUCCGAUCACGCGAGCGGCCGCUCCAAUGGCUUCCCUUCGGCUUUUGUUGGCGAGGACACAUUCGACGCCAUGAACCCCAACAUCCAUUCGUCUCGAGAUUCUCUCGAGAAGAUUGACUGGUCUGCCGUGCACCGCCACGUGAAGCUCACGAUUGGCUUCCUGGUAGAGGCUUCGUAUGUCGUGGGGUGAAGUUCGCUGCCCUUAUACAUGGAGCAAUUUGCGACACUGGUCGGUCGGUCUGUCAUCGGUCUAGUCUUGACGACCCGCAGAGGAGUCGCAUCGCUGCUGAUAUAGUGUGUGUUUUUUCUGAAAGCGAGCGUACAUGUAGCUAUAUUUGAUGUAGG
Molecule: messenger RNA, 1280 nt
Organism: Purpureocillium takamizusanense
Lineage: Eukaryota; Fungi; Ascomycota; Sordariomycetes; Hypocreales; Ophiocordycipitaceae
Product: Bacterial leucyl aminopeptidase
Exons: 6
Coding region: 1-1125 (374 amino acids)
Biological process (GO): proteolysis
Molecular function (GO): metalloexopeptidase activity
Source: RefSeq, a predicted model, not a curated record